Molecule: messenger RNA, 1510 nt
Organism: Ochotona princeps (American pika)
Lineage: Eukaryota; Metazoa; Chordata; Mammalia; Lagomorpha; Ochotonidae
Gene: UBE2I
Product: ubiquitin conjugating enzyme E2 I
Exons: 7
Coding region: 569-1045 (158 amino acids)
Biological process (GO): protein sumoylation
Cellular component (GO): nucleus
Molecular function (GO): SUMO conjugating enzyme activity
Source: RefSeq, a predicted model, not a curated record
GGCGCUGGCCCCCAGGAAACCGCCGGAGCGUGCGCGUGGGGCCGCGCCCGCCGGACAUCCGGGGGGCCCUCGAGGAAGGCGGCGCCCCGCUCCCCCGGCUGCAGGCCGCCGCGUCCUCGAGUGCGCCCGUUCGCCCCGAAGGGGGAGUUUGCCGACGCUCCCUCGCUCCGGGGCCGCGGCUCCUUUAAGAGCACAGGCGUCCGGGGCGCCGCCUGACUGGAAAGCCGCCCCCGGGCCGGGCUCCCCCGGAAGGCCUCGACGCGCCGGCGGCGGCGGAGGGGCGCGGGCGGCGGGCGGCGGGCUGCGCGGGGCGGCGCGGCCGGCGGGGCGGCGGGGCCCGGGGCCGGCCGAGAGCGGCGCAGGCGCGCCGGGGGCAGCCCCGCUCCAGGCCCCGCCCCGCCGCCCCGCCCGCGCCGGGGUCCUCGGCGCUCGGGGCUGCGCGCGGAGCGGGCUCCGGAGGGAAGUCCCGAGACAAAGGGACGCGCCGCCGCCGCCGCUCGGCCCCCGCCGCUCGGCCCCCGCCUGUCCGCCUCGCUCGCCGGGCCGCGGCCGCCCGAGGAUUUGGACCAUGUCAGGCAUUGCCCUCAGCAGACUUGCCCAGGAGAGGAAGGCGUGGAGGAAAGACCACCCGUUUGGUUUUGUGGCUGUCCCGACCAAGAACCCCGACGGCACCAUGAACCUCAUGAACUGGGAGUGCGCCAUCCCUGGCAAGAAAGGGACUCCAUGGGAGGGAGGCCUGUUCAAGCUGCGGAUGCUCUUCAAGGACGACUACCCCUCCUCACCCCCGAAAUGUAAAUUCGAGCCGCCGCUGUUUCACCCCAACGUGUACCCCUCGGGCACGGUGUGCCUGUCCAUCCUGGAGGAGGACAAGGACUGGAGGCCGGCCAUCACAAUCAAACAGAUCUUGUUAGGAAUACAGGAACUGCUAAAUGAACCAAAUAUCCAGGACCCAGCCCAAGCAGAGGCCUACACAAUUUACUGCCAAAACAGAGUGGAGUAUGAGAAGAGGGUUCGAGCACAGGCCAAGAAGUUUGCACCCUCAUAAACAGCCCCGGAUUAAGGAGAAGGAAGGGAUUGGUUUGGCAAGAACUUGUUUACAACACUUUGCAAAUCUGAGGUUGCUCCGUACAGCGCUAGUCACCUAGGGGAGGGGGGCGGGCGCCAUGUCCGCUGCCGCCUCUGCACCCAGUGCUCCGUCGCCGACAGCCCCCGUUUCAUACAGGGUCUCUUCCUCCCGUCUUUUGUAUUUUUGAUUGUUAUGUAAAACUCGCUUUUAUUUUAAUAUUGAUGUCAGUAUUUCAACUGCUGUAAAAUUAUAAACUUUUAUACUCGGGUCGGUCCCCUAGGCGCUAGCCCCCCCCCCCCCCCCGCUCUCGGAUGCAGGCAUGCUCACGCUCGCGCUCCGCAGCCUCCAGCUGGCCCGGCCGGCGGCGUCCCCACCGCACCACUUCCCUCGUGUCCAUGGGGCGUGUCGUCUGUGUUGCUGUUAGUCAAUAAACUGUUUCUAUGA